Messenger RNA from Papaver somniferum (opium poppy), 1083 nucleotides. Its product is annotated as L-type lectin-domain containing receptor kinase S.6-like. The transcript has a single exon. Gene Ontology annotation, molecular function: carbohydrate binding. NCBI's taxonomy places the organism in Eukaryota, Viridiplantae, Streptophyta, Magnoliopsida, Ranunculales, Papaveraceae. The record is from RefSeq and is a predicted model, not a curated record. The annotation marks the transcript as partial.
AUGGGUUUCUCAAAAUUGUUCUUCUGUUCAUUAAUUUUCAUUGUCUGCAUAUCGAGUUUAUCAAUUCAUUCUGUAGCUUAUGUUUCCAUCAAUAACAUCACUCUUUUGGGUGAUGCUUAUUUUCAAGAAAAUGGCAGGAUUUGCCUUACUCCUUAUUCACCAUCACCAUCACCUUCAUCUUCAAUUGGUGUGGGUAGAGCUCUUUAUAAUCAUCCAAUUAGGUUUCUUGAUCCUUCUACGAAUUCCAAUGCUUCUUUCAUUUGUCGUUUUUCUUUUUACAUCACCCCAUUUUCUGAUUCUUCAUCUUCUCCUCCACUGUUUGGAGAUGGUUUAACCUUUAUCAUUACUUCCAAGAAAUACAUACUAGGUAGUGGUUUUGGUUAUAUGGGUCUCUCCAAUGAAACUAGUCAAGAAGAGGGGGGAAUGUACAUUGCUGUGGAAUUUGAUCCUAGUUUUGACCCGGCUCUUGAAGAUAUUAGCGAUAAUCAUAUAGGAAUUGACAUCAAUUCAGCUAUGUCAUUUGCUUCUGUUGAUUCAACUUCGAUGGGUUUUGAUUUAAAGAAUGGUAAAAGAACGACAGUGUGGAUUGAAUACAUAGAUUCCAAGAAGAUGGUGAAAGUUUGGCUCAGUUAUACAAAAUCUAGAACUAUUAGGCCAAUUCUUGCUACUCAUAUUGAUCUUUCUAUGUACCUUGAAGAGUUUAUGUUCAUUGGUUUUUCUGCAUCAAAUGGAAAGGGAUCAGCACAACACGUGGUCGAGAAAUGGAGAUUCAGGACUUAUGGGUUUCUUCCUUCCGUUAAUUCCUUUGAUACAAGGGUUGAAGGUGGUUGUUUUAUGUGUGUUCCUGAUGAUGUACUACCAAAUGAUACUGCUCAGACACCCUCAACAAGAAGCAGGAAGAAUGACCUAGUUCUUGGAGUUGGCGGGGCAGCAUUUUUUGUCUCGGUUUCGUUGGCUAUUGGAGGAAUAAGUUGGUUUUUCAUGAGAAAGAAAAGAAAUGGUGAUACGGGAAAUUCGAGACAUCAACGUUAUAAUGCCGAACUAAAUCAAGUGCCACAAAGGCUCUCACUUGAUGAAAUUAAG